GGAAUUAUGAAUAUUGUGAAGGAAUCCAUAAAAAACAUUGUUCCAACUUGGCUUCAAAGAUAUUUUACACAAAAUGAAGAGACAUCUCCAAAUGAGCAAAGAAAUCUGGAGGGGGAUAUAAACUACCAUCCUCCCUUUGCAGAUGAUAUCACUGAAAAUGCUCUUGAGAUAGAUGGUCGAAUCACUCCUGAGCCAACCAGAAUUACUUUAGGAGAGCCAUCAACAAGUAGAUCUAGUUUAAAUUUCACAGAUAUUUUAACACGUCCCUCUCUUCAUCGGAGUCAUGUUAACUGCAACAUUUUGGAUUCCCCGUCACCAUUCUCUCAACCAUCCACAUCAACUGCAUUUCCAGUUAAUAAUUCUCGACUUUCACUUGGAAAAGAAAUGAAAGAUUCUACCUCGCAGCAUGAAGACGAUAACAUCUCAACUACAAGUGGCUUCUCUUCAAGGGCAUCUGAUAAAGACAUAACUGUUUCAAAAAAUGCUUCAGUGCCACCUUUAUGGUCUGCAGAGAGUGAAAGAUCCGUCUCCCUUCCUCAACAUUCAGCAAAUAGUUCUAAAAAACCUGGAUUUAAUCUGUCUGCCUUUGGAGCACUUUCUCCUUCACUUGGUAAUGCAUCAUUUCUUAAGGCAAGCCAGCUAGGGAAUUCUCCAUUUUAUCCUGGCAAAACUACAUAUGGUGGUGCAGCUGCAACAACAAGGCAGUCUAAAUUACGAAUUACUCCAUAUCAGACACCAUUAAGACGACAAAUGAAAGCCAAGCAAGCGAGUGCACAAUCCUAUGGAGUGACAAGUUCCACUGCAAGGCGCAUCUUGCAGUCUUUGGAGAAGUUAUCAAGUCCAUUAGCAGAUGCUAAAAGAAUUCCUUCUUCUGUUUCUACUUCUUUGUCAUCUCCUUUGGAAAACAGUAUGCUGAAUGUUACCAAUUUCCAUUCAUCAAGGAAAAGAGUUGAAACUCAUUAUCCACCAGUUCAGAAGCUUGUGACACCCAAGCCUGUUUCACGGUCAAUGACUCAUUCACAGUUUUUUAAACCUUCUCUCGUGUCUUCUGCUGAAUCAAGCAGGGUACGACAGAGACUAGAGAUCAACCAUAAAGCAGGGCAGGAAAAAAGGCUCACAAUGGAAUUGCAAAGUGAACAGUCAAAAAGGAGAUGGAGAUACCAGCACUACCGGACAUUUCUCUGCCCAUUAGUACAUCAUCACUGCCAACAUUCAGCUUUAGCCCUCUGGCUAGUUCUUCUGGUUCAUCAUUAACUCCCAGUGCUGCCCAACCAGUGACUAACAAGGUACAGCCAGCUAGCAGUCCUGUAUUCAAAUUUUCAUCUCCAAUUGUAAAAUCUACUGAAGCAGAAAUGCUGCCUCCAGUAUCUAUUGGUGGAUUUAAAUUUAGUGCUCCUGUUGCAAAAUCAUCUGAACUUUCAGUAUCCAGGAAUACUUCAUUAUCACCCCAAAUUAAUUCAGCUAUCAACAGCAUAAGCAAUAAGAAAGAAAAUGAGUAUGAUGGUCCUUUUAAGCCUGCAAAAGUCCUAAAAGAAGGGAGUGUUCUGGAUAUUUUAAAAAGUCCUGAUUUUGCUUCCCCAACGAGUCUAUCAACAUCCUCAUCAUCAGUCAGACCAUAUGUUGAAACAAGUACAGAAGUUUACACAAGGCCUGCAAUAAGUAAUUUUUCUGGAGCUGUUUCAGGACUUGGAGAUCCUAUGAAGCAAAUGCCAACGAAUUGGCCACAUGACACCUCUCUUACACAGAACAAGUUGGCAGAAAACAAAUGUACACCCUGUCAAAUUACAAAAGUGCCAACACCCAGUGGUACUAAACAGACUGAGAUUUUGACUCAGAACAUCACCAUCAAAUCAGUUUCUUCAACAGAAGCACAGGGGUUUGGAUAUAAGUUUAAGGCAGGAGUUGGAACUUGGGACUGUGAUACCUGUUUGGUCCAGAACAAAUCAGAAGCCGCUAAAUGUGUGGCCUGUGAAACACCAAAACCUGGAACAGGAGUAAAACAAGCUCUGGUGUUGCCUUUUGUCACAGACAAUGCAACCACAACAGUGUCUUCCUCUUCUAGUUCUACUAAUGUUACAAACACUUUAGGAUUUGGAGACAAAUUCAAAAAGCCGAAAGGUGCUUGGGAGUGUUCUGUGUGCUUAGUGUCAAAUCUGGAAGAGAACAACCAGUGCGUGGCCUGUCAAUCAGACAAACCAGGGAGUUCAGUACCUGUAGCCAGUGGCAGUGCUUCAUCUUUACCUACUCUUUCUGGAGGAUUUUUGAAUUUAGACAAAUUCAAGAAACCAGAGGGAAGCUGGGACUGUGAAACCUGCUUAGUACAAAACAAAGCAGAUGCAACUAAAUGUAUAGCUUGUGAGAGUUCAAAACCAGGCCACAAGGCUGAAUUGAAAGGUUUUAAUACAGCUACUUCAGAGCCAUCUGGUCCUUCAUUUAAAUUUGGUAUUCAGUCAUCACCAUCAUCAUCAUCAGAAUUAUCCCAGACUGCAGGAAAAAACUUCAAAUUUGGAGAACAAACAGGAUUCAAAUUUGGUACUACAUCAGAUAUGGGUUCUUCAGGAGGCUUUAAAUUUUCUAAAAAUGAAGGCUCCAAUCCAGGAAGCUUUUCCUCAGAGUCUAAAUCUGAGGAAAGCGUGAAAGAAGGAAAGAACACCACCACUUUCAGUUUUGGACUUCCUGCUGGAGCUAGCAGUUCAUCAUCUGCAUCGUUUCAAUUUGGAAUAGCUAACCUUGGGCAACAAGAGAAGAAAGAUGGACCUAACAAGCCAGUUAUAGGAGGUUUCACUUUUGGCACAAGUUCUAUAGGAGCCACAACUGCAUCUGAUAAAAAAACUGGAAUAAGUACUUUCAAAUUUGGAAAUUUACAGGAGAAGGAAAUUGCAGAAAGUCCCUUUUCCUCUAAGAAAUCAGAGGAGAAAAAGGAAACACCUUCAGCAAAAGGUGGCUUUACUUUUGGUAAUAUAGACCCUGUGAAUGCCCCACCACGUACUUUGGGAAGGACAGAUGAAAAGCAGGAGGUGGGUGCCUCUUCUACUCCACUAGUGUUUGGAAAGAAAGCAGAAAGCGAAGAGUCAAAGGCACAAUCCAUGUUUUCAUUUGGGAAGGCAGAACAAACCAAAGAUGGCACAGUAAAACCUGCGUUUAAUUUCGGCUUGGCAAAACCUACUGAGAAACCAGCUGAACAACAAAUAAAAACAACAUUUGCAUUUGGGGCACAAGCAAGCUCUGCAGAUCCAGCACCAUCAAAGGAGGCUUUCACCUUCCUGAGCUCUACUUCUAAUACUCCUGUGCCAAGUGUUUCUCUUGGUGGCGGCAGUGGUGGCGGCGGCGGCAGCAGCAGCACGAUAUUUAGCAGCACCCCUUCUUCCUCAGCUCCCCCACCGGCCUUUCUAUUUGGACAGGCCAACAACACUGUGAGCAAUUCAGCUUUUGGCAAUGCUUCUGAUUCAAAUACCGCACAGUCUUUUGGGUUCGCUCAAGACAGCAAGCCACCAACAACCACUUCCAGUACAAGCACUCCUGUUCCAUUCCUGUUUGGUUCAGUCGCCCCCACUAACAUCACAGCUAACACUGGCUUCAGUUUCUCAGCACCUACCACAACGGCACCUCCUACAGGUUCCGCUUCUUCCUUUGUGUUUGGCUCUGGAUCUUCGGUUUCUACAGCUGGUCCAGCUUUUGGUGCUAGCCAGACACCAGCGUUUGGUCAAAGCCAAGCCUCCAAUCAGACCAGUACUCCAUCCUUUGGAUCACUUUCCUCAUCUUCCUUGUUUCCUGCUAGCUCUCUGCCUGCUCCUCCAGCUUUUGGGACUGUUUCAAAUAGUGCCCAGCCGUCUGUCUUUGGACAACAAGCUAACCAACCACCUGGUUUUGGUUCAGGUGCAGCUCCCAGUACUGGUCAAGUAUUCCAGUUUGGAAGUAGUACUGCUAAUUUCAACUUUUCAAGCAGCAAUCCAGGAAUAUUUACCUUUGGUGCAAGUUCAACUGCACCAGCACAGCCAACAGGUUCUUCGGGAUUUCCAUUUUCUCAGGCUUCAUCAUUUAAUUUGGGCAGGAAUAACGGGAAAAGUGCAUUCUCCACGGGAUCUUCAGUGCCUGGUCGGAAGAUAAAGACGGCUGUUAGACGUAGAAAAUAAAAAUAUUAACAAUUGUUACAGACAGCAACUUUCUUACCACAAUUGGUUGCCCUGCAUUGUUCAGUUCCUGAAUUGUACCUCAUGUUGGGUUUAGCUGAAGCCAGGACUGCCUAAACUCUGCUCGCUUUUUUCUUCCCGUUUAGUUAUUUUAAAAGUAAUAAUAAUAAUAAUAAUUAGAAAUGGUGGUAGGGAGGAUCUUGAGCAAAACUACUUUAGAAUCCAGCAGUUUUUCUUCCCUGACUUGGCAUGGUCUGGCUAUAGAUAUAAAUAUAGCCUGCACAGCGAAUGGCUUCAUAUAAUACCUCUGUUUGCACCCACUUUGUGCGCUCUUCUGCGUUUAUGGACAGUUCAAAAUUGUAAUUAUAUUAGAGAGGGGAGUCUGUAUAGAAUAGAGAAUGUGGAUAAUGAAUUUUCUUUGCCGAGUUUGUGCUGAUGUAUGUGUGAAGUGAGCGAGUUGUGUGUAUAGUGCACUAAAAUUUUCUGAUAGAGGAAGAAUGGUUAAAGAAUAGUCCAUGCUAAGGACUAGUUAGAUCAGUAGUAUUUCAUUCAAUAAUUAUAUGCUCUUUCUAUUUUCAUUCUUACUCCUUAUCACCUGUCUCGCCUUUUCAUUAUUUUAUUAUGAAACAAAUGUGUAAAUACUCUUCUGUUUCUCUAUGUACUUUGACAUAACAAAUCUGUGAACUUGAAAUUUUAAUUUUGUGUGUUAUGGCAAAUUUUUGUUUAGUAUUGUCUCAGAUUUUAUUAUGUAAAUCUCAUUAUUCAAAGUUGCCUAAAUCCAUUAAAGACAUUUAAAAUUGGGAAUUCUUAAAGUAAAUUUAUUGGCUUUUCUGAUCCAUUUUUGUUUGGACCAAAAACCAGUAUUGUACAAAGUGUUAAGUAUAUAUUUUUAUAUUUACAGAAAUGGACUCUGGUGACUUUGGAUAAUAAGGAAAAGUUUAAUAUUAAAGCCAUGUUUAUUACAGUAUAAUUAACAUGUUAAAACCAUGGGAUAAAUGCCAUCAAUAAAAAUUAAGAAAUAC
Molecule: messenger RNA, 5152 nt
Organism: Thamnophis sirtalis
Lineage: Eukaryota; Metazoa; Chordata; Lepidosauria; Squamata; Natricidae
Source: RefSeq, a predicted model, not a curated record